Angiostrongylus costaricensis is the source of this 846-nucleotide messenger RNA. NCBI's taxonomy places the organism in Eukaryota, Metazoa, Nematoda, Chromadorea, Rhabditida, Metastrongylidae. The record is from the annotation of a GenBank genome assembly.
AUGGUGCACAACCAUUUGAUUGAGCUCAAGACUUGGCAAUAUCCAUUCACAAUUCGUAUGUUUGUGCAUUCAUUCCAAUCAACGGGCACAAAGAUCUACACUCUCCGAACUGCCGUGUCAUGCCAGCCUCCACUUCCGACAAUGUUCUCCCACAACUCAGCCGUCAGCUCAUUUGAACAGCAAUCAAGCAUAGCAUCCUUGCCUCCAGGGAACGAGAUUGUACAAGAUACAUAUGGAGUUUUCGUAGAUGAGCCAAAUAACGUGCUACAGCCACUUCGGUGGUCGAAUUCUAUCGACAGUCCCGUAGGAACGACACUGGGUAAUAACUUAGCAUUUACGCCUUAUCCGGGAUACGUUCCUCCUCCUCCUCCUCCUCCUCCUCCUCCUCCUCUACCUGUACAGAAUGCCGCGAAAAAGAGCCCAUCUCUUGACGGUGCCAUGUUGUUCGCUCCUCCGCAAGGUCUUGACAAUUCUAUUGUUUCUCCAUCGCAUUAUGAAGAGCGUAAGAUUCAUCGUUUAGAUCCGACAUCCCCGUUCACCCAAAUGGGCACGCUCUCUUCACCUUCAUACUAUGCCGCACUAGCCGAGUUAUCCGGUCGAUCAGCCAAAAGUCAACCGGAGAAUAAUUUCGUCUACGCCUUCACACCGCAGCCGAUAAUCUACACAGAAUCGCCAGGCGUCACCGUGGAGGUUAUCCAUCCAAGGUCUUCUAUGUUUGAGAUCGAUAUCGUCGCCAUGAAUAUGAGUCAGACGACCAUCGUUGUUCUCGACAAUAUCAACUACAAUGCGGAAUUUUGCGAAAACUCUCAAGAAACGGUGAGUGCUCAAGGAAUAGGGUUUAAUUAA